AUGUACCCCUGGGUUUCAUUUGCUAAUUCGCUCCGAAACAGCUGCUCGCUUGCAUGUACCCAGUCUCAUAAGAUAUAUUGCGCUCCUAAGCCGCAGCCAUCGAUCGAGGAACCGACCGGGACAUCAGCCACCAACCCUUCACCCCCGGUCAACGGUGAAACUGCCCCAAAUACGGGGGAUAUACAAGCCCAACCUAAAGCGUCCACUGCAGCUGGCAAUGCUAGUGCUGCAUCAUCCGAGCUCCAAGAUCUCCUCCAGCGCUACCCUCAGCUACGUACGCAGCUGCACGAUAUAUACCAAGCGGCACAGGAAGACGAAUGGGUCGAGUGGUACACCCCACCGACCAGAGGACGUCCCUAUGGCCGGGGAGGAAAAGGACCUACACGUCGUAGCCGGGGACCAUGGACUGCAGAGAAAGGGUUCAACCGUGCUCUCGGCAAGGUACGGAAGUUAAGACAGGAUUGCGAGGAAGGGACAGAGACAGGUGUCACAGCCGAGGCGUUUAUGCAAUUCCUCGCCUUGGUCAAUAAUAGCCCGAGUACUCAGAUGCCAAACUCGGCCUAA
Molecule: messenger RNA, 564 nt
Organism: Penicillium longicatenatum
Lineage: Eukaryota; Fungi; Ascomycota; Eurotiomycetes; Eurotiales; Aspergillaceae
Exons: 1
Coding region: 1-564 (187 amino acids)
Source: RefSeq, a predicted model, not a curated record